Messenger RNA from Fomitiporia mediterranea MF3/22, 597 nucleotides. RefSeq lists its product as uncharacterized. NCBI's taxonomy places the organism in Eukaryota, Fungi, Basidiomycota, Agaricomycetes, Hymenochaetales, Hymenochaetaceae. The transcript is spliced from 3 exons. The annotation marks the transcript as partial. The record is from RefSeq and is a predicted model, not a curated record.
GAUGGGCUGUGGCUGAAGACCUAUAUAAGCAUGGUUUGGAUUCUUGACACAGUUCACCAGGCCUUUCUUCUGCAUGUAUUGUACAUGUAUUUUGUAAAGGACCCUGGAGAACUUACACCCCCCCAACUUCUUGUUGAUGACUCGAUCAUUUGCACUGUUAUUGACGCAAUGGUACAGAUCAUUUUUGUUGUUCGAGCUUGGCAUUUGAGCAAUAAGAAUCGGCUACUGACUGCUGGACUUGUCGUCACAGUUAUAGCCCAGUUUACAGCAGUCACAGUCUACUUUGCGAGAGCACGCCGCCUCUCCAACUUUUUUGGGCUUUCUGGACUCAUCAAUUUCGAACGGGCAAUGAAUAUUACGAUUGCUGUCACAGAUAUAUUUAUUACGACAACAAUAAUUGUACUGUUGAAGAAGCUGCGGUCAGAAUUCAGGAGAACAAACUCGAUGGUUGACAGACUUGUCGCAUAUACGAUGAGCACAGGGCUAGUAACAGCCUUAUGUGCGGUAGGGGGUUUAAUCAGUGGUGAAGUUUCUAGAGGAUCUCUCGUAUAUGUCUUUUUCGACGGUCUUUUCCCGAAAUGUGAGCAGCAUAUAUAA